This is a messenger RNA of Dermacentor andersoni, 2344 nucleotides long. The record is from RefSeq and is a predicted model, not a curated record. Lineage: Eukaryota; Metazoa; Arthropoda; Arachnida; Ixodida; Ixodidae.
ACAAGCGGAGUUUUCAGUUGCGGCCGCUACUAUGGGUGGGGGCGCUGCACAUCGGCGAACGUGAGCGAACGUAAGGCGCACGUUUCCAAGGGAGAGCCGGCCGUCCAUGUGGUCCAUGCGCCGGGAAGCAAACGUUGCGAAGUAGCGUGGUUCCUGUUUCACGUACGUUUUUAAUUUAUCGUCCAGCUGUUUCGUUACGCGUUUCUAACGUGGAGUUACUAGAUGCGUCACGGCAUACGCAAUGCCAAAGAACUGUUGUGUGCCGGGAUGCAAAUCCAAUGCUGCGAGGAACUCCGACCUUUCUUAUCACGAGCUGCCGGCGAAGGAACAACUCCGGGAUGUCUGGCUGCGGCAUAUUUCGCGACAAGGCAACCAGAAAGGUAGCCAGUGGGUGCCGAACUCCAGGGCCGUCGUUUGUUCGCUUCACUUCAAGAAGGACGACUACAAGGAAGGAUUAAAACGUAAGGUGCUGCGGCCGACAGCCGUGCCGACUCAAUUUCCGUCGUACCCUGUAUACAUGCUGCCCGCGGCUUCGAAGAAACGCCGACCAGUAGUACGUGUCGCACCUGCCACUGUCAUAACUAAAGUAGGCGACUCAUUGCAGGAGCUGUGUGCAGCAUCAGAAAACGAAGCGUCCCGCCGCUCUGAUGCGGACUUAGGUAAAAUUGAAGGCGACGUCGAGCUCCGCGCAACGCCGCCGCAUGCGGACGAGGUCGCUGGUCCGGAAAACUGCUUGGCCACAGGAUGCAGCUUGCAAAGCGGUGUGAAAGCGCAAGAAUGCCAGACUACCUUCUGUUUAACAAGCUUUAUGGCAAAUACCAAGAGAAACGCGCACCGCCUGCAAAUGCAAGCUAGCAGACUCAACGAGCGACUACAAAAGCUGCAAAAAAAAUGCGACGACGUUCAGGAGAAGCUAAAGCUAUACGAAGGGGACCAGGCGGUGCAGGCUAUAACGAAGAUAAGAAAAGCAGCAGCGGAGGGCGACAAAACUGCCGAGUUUCUCGUUGAACAAGUUGAAAAUUUUAGUAAGGUCAGACCAACAUGGCAAGAGAAUACAGUUCGAGAAUGUGUGCUGUGGAAGGCAACGUCUCGUAAAGGGUACGAACACGUGAGAGCGAGAAAGCUUCUCAGGCUGCCUUGCCGAUCUACGCUGCAGAAAUUUGUUGGGUCAUCUACAGGAGAGACCGGAAUAACUAGCCUGAUCCGCGAACGUCUCCAAGUGGAAAGGCGUAGUUUACUCUCAGAAAAAGAGCCGUACUGCAGCCUCAUAGUUGACGAAAUGUCAAUACAGCAGAAAAUUACUUAUGAUCGACAAGUGGAUAGAAUUUUUGGGCUCGUCGAUGUACAGUGCCAGGCGCGAGAACCUGCUGCUGUUGUAGCCAACAGGCUUCUUUGCUUUGUUUUGCGUGGACUCUCAACAGUAUAUGUGAUUCCAGUAGGUUAUUUUUUUACGAGAAAUUUGAAGCACGAUAAGCUUCUUCUCCUGACGCGCAGUGUCAUCAAGGCAGUUGAAGAAAUAGGAUUUCGAAUUGUCCGCAUUGUCACUGACAACCACCAAACCAACACAGCCAUGUUCCGGAACUUGUCCGAUGACAACACACUCCAGCAUGUCGUCCCACAUCCAGAGCGCGAAGGCGAGCCUCUAUUUUUGUCAUUUGACCCCAGCCACCUGAUCAAAAACUUAAGGACGAACUUGCUGGAAAGAGAAAUGUCCGACGGUAUCGAGCCAAUCAAAGGAGGCGUUUUCCUGAAGACACUCUACAACAUCCAGAGAGAUAUGCUUGUUAAGCCAGUGCGACUGUUGAGCCGAGCUCACGUUGAACCCAGCAAUCUUGAAAAGAUGAAGGUCUGUCGCGCGACAUUGGUUUUCUCGCCUACGGUAAUCGCCAUCCUCGAGUACCUUCAAAAAAAUCCUCGAUCACAUGAGAAGGCUGCGCAAUUUCAGGAUUGUCGGUCAACUAUCACAUUCAUGAAAUAUGUUGGAUUGUGGUAUGACCUCCAUGACAUUUCUGGUUGGAAAUCGAGGGAAAGGCCAUUCGUCAAAACUGAGGAUGAUAGGUUGGCUUGGCUUGAAGUUGACUUCAUCAGUUACCUCGAAAAUGUGAGACGUGAAAGCAUGAAAGCCCGUAUGCAGUCGCUUACAAAGGAGACCUACGAGGCUACCGUAAUGACAACUAGAUCAACGGUUGCCGUCGUUGAGUACAUGCUGACCGACCUGGGGUAAGCACAAAUUUUGCGAAAUUUUGCCUGCUAAUUUCACGUUCUGAUUAUAGCUUGGCUAAUGUGAUGCGUGACUUCAAGGUGUUAACCAUACUUGUUGUUGUUUGGCUUUUAAAACACUGCA